Molecule: messenger RNA, 1472 nt
Organism: Rhizophagus irregularis DAOM 181602=DAOM 197198
Lineage: Eukaryota; Fungi; Glomeromycota; Glomeromycetes; Glomerales; Glomeraceae
Biological process (GO): protein import into peroxisome matrix, docking
Cellular component (GO): peroxisomal membrane; peroxisomal importomer complex
Molecular function (GO): signaling receptor binding
Source: RefSeq, a predicted model, not a curated record
AGAACCUAUCGUUUCUGCUUGAAAUCUAUAAGGAGAUGUCUGUCGAUCAUUACCUAUUUAUUAACAGUAGAUAUGCAUGCCGGCAUGUCGGCAAAAGAUUACAAUAAUCUCUUGAAAAUAUCGUUCAAAGAUUAUUUUAUAUUAUUGAUUUCUUUAUUUUAUUAUCCAUAAUUAUUUGUAAAUUUUUUUUUUUUUAUAAUUUUUAAAAAAUUUAACUAAUAAUGUCUGCUAUUAGACAAGAACUAGUGCAAUCAGCAAUUAAUUUUCUUAAAGAUCCACAAGUUCAGAACUCUCCGCUACAAAAGCGUGUAGCUUUUCUAGAAUCCAAAGGGUUAACUUCAGAUGAAAUAGAAGAAGCAAUGAGACUAGUAAAGGGUGGCUCACCGAGCGUUGCAGCACCGCCUCCACCAUCCAAUCAAGUUGUUAUUGCGCAACCACCACCAGUUUCAAGAAUGGAUUGGCGAGAUUUUUUUAUCGCUGCAGUUUUGAUUGGAGGUAUUGGAUAUGCAAUAGUGGAAGUCGCGAAGAGAUAUAUAUUACCUUUAUUAAAAACACCUACAGCGAAUGAACUUGAACGGGAUAAGCAAGCACUUAAUGACCAAUUUACAGCCGCUUCUGAGACACUUGAUAUUGUAAAAUCCGAUACACAAAUUGCCAAAAAAACUAUUGAAGAACAAGCAUAUAGAAUGAAAGAGUCAUUAGAGACGCUAGAUAAGAUGAUGAAUGAUAUUAAACAACAAGAAGUAAAAAGGGAAGCUGAUAUGAAAAUUUUAAAAGAAGAAGUAGAUGCUAUCAGAGAAUUGAUACCAAAGCUUCUUGAAAAAUCCAAGGAUUCGCAGAGUCAAUCACUUUCAGAAUUACAACAAGAACUUAAAUCGUUAAAAUCUCUUCUUCUUAAUCGAAGACCCAACUCAACAAUUGGAACAACUACAACCGAGACAUUAGCUUCACCAACAUCACUAACAACAUCACCCAUGUAUAAUACAAUAAUACCGCCCGUUUCGUCACCUUUUCCUGGAGUGACGACAAGUCGACCAUCAAUUCCGCCCUGGCAAAUGGGUACGAACAACACUUCCACAAUUAAGGUUCCGGUAGAACAAACCUCAAGUGAACAAAAUGGAACCAGUACCGCAUUAACAAGCGACGGUGCUGAAAAUAAUGCGCAUUAAUUUAUUAGAAAUGUAUUGUAUGUGAGAUUUUUUAAAUAAGAAAUUGCACAUAUAUACAGAUAUAUCUAGUACUAGCAAGAACAGUAAAAAAAAGGAUGCCAAUUUUUUUUCUUUCUUGUUAAGCGUGACUUGUAGUAUCUUGAGAUAUGAAUAAUCGAUAAAAUAUAUUUUUUACUUGUAUUACAUGCAUUAUUAUUUUGGAACCUCUUAUUAAAUAUAUGUAUAUAUAUAUUUGUAUAUAUUUUGUGUAUAAUAUAUAAAUAUAUAUAUAUAUUUUUUUUUUUUGGUUUUUUUUUUUUUUUU